This is a messenger RNA of Exaiptasia diaphana, 5005 nucleotides long. Its product is annotated as QRFP-like peptide receptor. The record is from RefSeq and is a predicted model, not a curated record. The transcript has 3 exons. Gene Ontology annotation, molecular function: G protein-coupled receptor activity. Gene Ontology annotation, cellular component: membrane. Gene Ontology annotation, biological process: G protein-coupled receptor signaling pathway. Bases 2027 to 3229 code for a protein of 400 amino acids. Lineage: Eukaryota; Metazoa; Cnidaria; Anthozoa; Actiniaria; Aiptasiidae.
UGCGCAAUAAAUGCUCGCAAUUUCUAAUUACAGGCAUUCGAGAAAUUACUUAAUGUGGCUCUCUGCACUUAAUUGAAUACGAAGGCCUUAGCGCAAUACAUGCGCGCAAUUUCUAAUUACAGGCAUUCAAGUAUUUACUGAAUGCUCUCUGCGCUCAACAAUAUUCAUCAAUAUAAAAUAUCAUUAUCCCCUGUGGUCUAAACCAUGUGUUAUAGCUCAAAGCUCACAGUUAGCAACAGACUACGAUAUUGAUCGCAUUGAAAAUAUACCGGCCGCCAGUUCAAGGGUGAGGAUAGAUUGCUCCGUUGUCCGGCUGUGAAAGCUAUUAGUGUCCAAUGAGUWGGUCUUGGUAGACCAAUCUUAAAACUAAUCUUUCACAAUCUUCUUUUGCUCAGGAAAAUAAACGAACGACGGAAUAUAUAAGUGAAAUAAUACUAUAAGCGAAAGUAAAAAUGAAAAAAGUAAAAAUGCCAGAGAAAAUGCAUAACGAGAACGAAUUAGAUAAGCGACGCAAUUAAACUGAGUGAUCAUUGAAUAAUAAAUUCUUGCUGAGACGUUCUGUCAGGCUGAUUGUCUAUUUAUAGAGUGGCAUGAUAUAUACGAGGUUUUUUCAAAUUAGAUAAAAUAGAGUCCACUCACUCAGAGAGAGGGCGUUAAACUCGUUGGAGUGAUAUUGCACUUAACACCUUAGGAGUKUUUUGUAUGGCUUUGGUUGCACAGAGGGAAGGAUGGGGAAUUGUUACUCUUAAAUAACUAGAAGGGAAGAGGAAUUUAAAUAAUUAAAUAAAUGAAUAUAUGAACAAAAAAURAAUGGCUGGACGAAUGAAUGAACAGAUAGAAUGGAGAGAAAAUGAAUAGAUGAACAAAUGAAUACACUUACAAAUGAAUGAAGGACGAAAUGAAUAGAAUAAUGAUAAAACAGAUAGAAUGUGGAUGAAUGAAAUKGAUCAAUAAACGAAUUGAAUUCCUUAUUGAAUGAGAAGCGGRAAAAGAAAUGACAGAAAGAGAAGAACUACGGAAAGAAAUAUCCAAAUGAAUAUAUAUCUGAACAAGAGAUCUGAAUAGAUUUUUUUAUUUCUGAUGACUUUGCAGUCGUUUCAAGUACAUGCGAUCGCUGUCAUUAGUUCACAUUCAAGUUACAAUACUUGAAACAACAAUAUCCUUCCUCCCAAGACAAAUAUAAUUUGUUCUUUAGAGAAAUACAAURGUAGAACCACCCGUUAAACACGAUGUACAUUAUGUGAGUUAUAUAAACUUCCGUUUCAGCAAAAAAUCAAGAUUUUAUCUUCAUCUUUAUCGUAAAAUUUUCCAAGUUAAGAUAAAGUUGACACUUUUUUACUGUCGUGUUUGUCUUUCUUAAGUCAUUAUUUGAAAUGUGAGUUGACAACUCUUAUAACUAUAUCGAACGGAAUCUCUUUAGGUUGAGUAAUAUGGAAUUGAUAAUAACACUUGUUCAUAUUUGCCCAGCGAAUAAGUGUCCUUUCUUUUCAUACAAAGCUUUUUUACUCCAAAAUCCUCCAAAUACUUAUUGACUUUAGUCAACAUGAUAUUCUGUCAGUUGUAAAGCUUCCUGGAAACUUCAGUCUGUGAUUGGUUAAUCACAUCGAAACACGUCACAUAUUCAUGAAUUAUGAUUGGCUGACUACAUGAUGAUGUCAUAGAGAUUGCUUCCUGUCAUGUUUUCAUUGGUUAAAUUCUCAAUUUAUCUAAUGGGGAGUGAUGGUGUAAAAUUGAUGUCAACCGCAUUGCCAAGCUGGCGACUCAUAGUUCCGUCAACCGGUGAGCAAUUCUUGGGGGUGAAUGAACAUUGAUGAAACGGAUUUUUUAUUUGGCGUGAAGACAGCACUUUGACUGUAAACAUCUUUAAGCUUCAGGAAACUGAGACGAUUUCUGCUCGAAGAUCAAAUUUCCAAGGAAGCCAAGCUAUAAAGAUUACAAUCACCAGACGUUACAAGAAAGAGUCAUUGAUCACCAGAGAAAGUACAAGGCAAAGAACGUAAAGUAAAACAAAGGGAGUCAAAAAAAAAUGACUGUGAACAAUUCUUCAGUGCCGUUUCUUGCAGCUUCUAACGGUACCCAAGAACAAACUUACAGAGCUCUGCCAGAUAGCUUGGUGGUCUCCUUGACGAUAGUUUACGUCAUCACAUUCCUGAUCGCCAUCCCUGGCAACGCGCUGGGUCUAUUUGUCGUGUAUCGCAGGCGCAGCUUUAGGAAUACCAUGAACCUUUUGAUAAUGAACAUGUGUUUGGCUGACUUCCUGUUUAUUGUCAUGGUAACGCCGAUGAACUUCAUGUACAUCUUUAGGACAUCCUGGAUUCCUGGGUUGCCAGGAGACGUGAUAUGCAAAGUUUCCCAGUAUGGAUUUGUGGUUACUAUGGCAGCGUCCAUACUGACAAUAUUGUUCAUUUCUUGCGAGCGUUUCUUUGCGAUUUGUUACCCGCUCAAAGGAAAGCUACUGCGCAGGCCUAGAGUCGUUACCGCGUGGAUCUGGUUACUGUCCUUUGUUCUGAUGUCGCCGUAUGCUGUUUUGUAUAAGAAUAUAUAUGUGCCGCAGCCUAGCCAAGGCGUAUGGUACUGUACCAUGUGGAUACCUGGCGAACAGAAACGACAAACUGUAUUGCGGAUUCACUACCUUAUACUCUUUGUUGUUCUUUAUGCCUUCCCAGUCGUACUUAUCGCGGGCCUUAAUUCCAUCAUCGUCUAUCGACUAGCCUUCUGCCGAAUGCCCGGUGAAUCCCAAGGUGCAUCACGCGAGGUCGCCAUGCGAUUCCGACACAAGGCUGUAAAGAUGUUGAUCGCUCUUUUGACWGUGUUUGCGAUUUGUUGGCUUCCAACUCACCUGAYACAUUACCUAAUGACGUCACAGCAACAUAUCCUUCGUCUUCUGCCCAGGGGGGUGCCGUAUUUCUCAUUUUGGCUGGGACAUUUCAACAGUGUGUUGAAUCCAAUCAUCUACGUUUUGCUGAGCGAUAACUUUAGGCGRGACUUUAAGAUGAUCGUUCUGGGYAACCCAAAACGAAGCAAAACUUUUUCCGUUAAAGCUACUACUUCCGUCAUGCUCUCAUCACGUGAACGAUCCGGAAGUGGRUUAGGCAGGUUCUCUCGCAGACUAAGUGAGACUCUUAGUUUGAAGUCAUUUCCAAGAACUCCGUCGAUUCGUCAUGCUACUAGUCCAGUUGAGUGCAUGUCUAUGGCUGCGGAUAAUAGAAGCGACGGAGAAGAAUUAUAGUCACGCAGUUUACKUUUACGUGAAAGAGCUUACGUGUCUAUCUAUGGUAAACUCAAUUCCCUCUUGACAAUGGACUGUAGAAUUUAGUAACAAGAAAAAGUUGAGGGAAAUGGGUAUUAACGUUUGCGCAAAGAGCUUACGUGUCUUAUGUACGUAUAAAGCUCUCAUGACAGUGUACAGUAGAAUGAAGGAAGUUUGAAGAAUGUAGUAUUUGAGAGGGUAUUUGCGUUAACGUUUAAAAGAUUACGAGUUUUUGAUACUUUCAUUUCUCUCAUAUCAAUACCGGUCAACGGAAAUGAUUUGAAAUCAAAAGAAUAUAAUCUACAAUCUUGGACAUAAAUGUUGACAAUUUUUACGCACGCACGAAAUUUCUAACAUUCUUCGWCGAUAAAACCUUACUCGUGCCCCCCUUCCCCCAAUACAAUGUUGUGUGGCUUUCUUUUCAUUGGUUGUCCAUUCAUUAACCCCUGCWUGCAACAUUGAUGCGGGAGGGGAGGGAGGGAAGGGGAAUAUUUUYAGUUUAUGCACACGAUACAGUAUUUGUAAUGCUCCAGCGAAAAAUUGUCAAGUAUUUAUGUCCACGAUUGUGGGUAAGUCAGCGAUACGGGAAUCUAUGUUUACGUAAAGAGCUUACGCGUCUCAUUAUUUUCGUUUAUUUCCAAUUUCAGACGCUGUUAGAUUUAUGAUGUAAAUAUUGUUUAAAGUAUGUUAUGAUAUCACUAAAAUCCAUAACUAGAAUCGUUUCACUUUGCGCUUAGAGUGAAGUCAUAAAAUUCAUGAAAAAAAACAUAUAAUCCGUGAACAAUGGAAUUAGAGUGUACUAAGRUGUAUUAGUGUAAUAUCUAUCUCACAGGUUUUUUGACCUCACUCUAAGGUUUGCACUCCUAGUAGCUAAUCUACCACUAUUUUUGUUUUAACUAUUUUUUCAUGUGUUAAAUAGAGGAUAUUACAUGGGCGCGCGGAGAUACUGAUUUUAUCUUCGAGUGUUGUGAAAAGAUCUGCCACGAGUGAGCGUAACGACAAGAUAAAAUUCGUAUCUCCAAGCGACCAUGUAAUAUUCUGUUUAUCUUGUUAUUGCAUAUAAGAGCAGAUUAUGUUGUAAAAUACCUAUUUUCUUAAGCUUCUACUAUAUAGAGAAACUUCGAAUGUGUUAUUUUCACAAAUGAAGAUAACAUGAAAAUAACAACUUUACAAAAUCGRGACAAAAAUAGGUAUUUCAUAGAUAAUUAUGAUAAGUGUAAUUAGUAAAUACUGUCAGUUCCUCGACUCAACUAAAACGCUCGGGUUAUGUGGGUUUUUCAGGUUUCUGUGUCCURKAGAAACUCACGAGGGYGACAAUUACGUAAAUAAUGAUAUCUUGAUUGGGCAUGGGAGAAGUUUCUGAUAUACUACCCUCAUCUUAGGAAACCUAGGGGGCACUGCUGAGUACUGACGCUCAUAUCGUUGCACGACUAUCUAUAACUCAAUCGUGGAUGGUUGAACGUUAGGUUCUUUACAAUAUAACUUACGGGGAAUAUUAUUGUACAAAGGAAUAUAUUAUUGUAGAUAUUAUAGGUGAGUUUGAGUGCGUUCAGUAUAAGUGURGAACCUGCGCAAAUUGUACAAAAUCAGCGUAAUUUUAGUUUGUUUGUUUUAUUAUAGCCUCUCACGGCAACAUUGAACUAGUGUUAUUUGUAUUCACGCCUAUAUUGAAAGCRCUCUACCCAGUUAUAUCAGUUAAUGCUUAAAACUGUAUUAUUGAUGCGUAUUCAAUGCAAUAAAGACUAGUGAAUGUCA